Messenger RNA from Anguilla rostrata (American eel), 6573 nucleotides. It is a transcript of the gene mitfa, whose product is annotated as melanocyte inducing transcription factor a. Gene Ontology annotation, molecular function: protein dimerization activity; RNA polymerase II cis-regulatory region sequence-specific DNA binding; DNA-binding transcription factor activity, RNA polymerase II-specific. Lineage: Eukaryota; Metazoa; Chordata; Actinopteri; Anguilliformes; Anguillidae. The transcript has 9 exons. Gene Ontology annotation, biological process: regulation of transcription by RNA polymerase II; melanocyte differentiation. Gene Ontology annotation, cellular component: nucleus. The record is from RefSeq and is a predicted model, not a curated record. The coding region runs from base 1658 to 2917 and encodes 419 amino acids.
GGGUUCAUGGCCUGAAAUCAUUUGUAAAAGAAAAAGAAACUAACUCUUGCGCACACUUUCUUUUUUGUUAAGACUUUAUAAAUGUCCAAGAUGGUGAUGUCAGCUUCCUGACUUCAUAAAUAGUGUGGACAGGAGUGAGUUUCUUUUUCUUUUACAAAUGAUUUACCAAAGGGGAUUUGCCAUUCCCAGCCCAACCACCUAAGACAAGUAGUGUGCAUGUUGAUCUCUUCUAGAAGCUUCAUGGUCUGAAGCCAGAAAAUACACAAAUACCAGUUAACUCCAAAGCAUCAAGUACAGUGCAUUCAUUUACAAUAAUAAAAAUAUCCAUUUUUAUAUUGAGCCAGUACUUCUUUCCUUGAGAAAUAGUUCCAGCUGAAACCCAUAUUAAAAUCAUUUGUGUAAUAAUAUGGUAAUAUGUACAUACAGCUUCUGGAGGCAUAAUGUUGCCGUACAAGCCUUGCUUUGGAGUUAUCUGUAUUUUCUUGCUUUACACCCAGCAGCAUAGCCAGACAUAUCAUAUACUUGGGCCUGCAUAGAGGAUCCUGGGUGGGCUUUCACAAUGAGGUGUGGUGGUUCAACCAAGGUAAAUCUGUGGGCCAGGAUACUAUCUGGGGGUUCAUCGCCCACCCAUGCCUAUGCCAGGUUUUAGACCAUAAACCCCACAAUGCCUUGUGGGCCACCUGCCAUUAUGAAGCCAGCAGGUUUUCAGCAACUUCUGUGAGUAUCUAAAAUAUCCUCCUCUGCACACAAAACCUUUCUGAGCCAAUUGAAAACAUAAUUUAAACAACAUUAAAAUGCUCAGAAAGUGGCAAGUGAUCUGUCCCUUUAAUGUGAAUGAAACCUGCCUCACUGGUGUUUGUAUGGCAGGUCUACAAGGCUGGCAUACUUACUGUAGGAGAAGGGCUGAACAAUGACUGUGGGCUUUGACUGGGAAUCACAGAGAAUGGAAAUAUUCAUCCUGUAAUGGUCUGUUUCCCCAUAUUAUUAAACAGUCAAACUGAAUUAUUGUUUGCCUGCAACGAAACAGCUGCUCAGAGAUGGUUUACUGGAUCUGUCUUCUUGACCACGGUGAGAAACACAGGCAUGUAUUGAUAAGUACGCACGCACACGCACGUACACACACACAUGCGUACUUAACUCACACGCACACAACUCGUGUAAAUGUUGAAGAAAGCCCUGUCUGGGCAGAUGAACUUUCUGAAUUCCUGCAAACAGCAGUUUGUAAUGUCAUUCGUUGCCUCGUUUUAAGUCAGAAGUAGUAGGAAUACUGGCUGCUUCGAACAAACAGUGUUCUAUGCCGGAUGAGCGGAACUAAAGAUGAAAUGGUAGUUAGCCGUAAGCAAGUGCCAGUGUGGAGACUACCAACCCACCAGUAGAAAGAGCCUUUUGUGAAACGGGGAUUGUGACGUCAAAUGACCUCUAUAAAGCCAUAAAUUCAUAUUCUAGAUAAAAUAACACAACGUGAAGAAGGUUCCCUGUGUCUUCUUCAGAUUCCUUUAAAUGCAUGACUAAUCAGGUUGUUGCCUUUAAGACGUGCAGCAAGCAAAUCUUCUCCUUUUUUUGAGCUUGUUAUUUUCAUAUCCAAUGCUCCAUUUGACUAGUCAGGCAAAGGGAAUAUCUUAAUACCGACAUACAAACGGAAUAUACAUAUUUCAAUAUGCUGGAGAUGCUUGAAUACAACCAUUAUCAGGUGCAGACCCACCUUGAAAACCCCACCAAGUACCACAUCCAGCAGGCCCAGCGGCAGCAGGUGAAGCAGUACCUGUCCACCACUCUGGGCAACAAGCUCACAAACCAGGCGGUCAGCUUGCCCUGCCCCAACCAGCCCUCCGAGCACGGGAUGCCCCCGGGGCCGGGAAACAGCGCCCCUAACAGCCCAAUGGCCUUACUGACUCUUAACUCCAACUGUGAGAAAGAGAUGGACGAUGUCAUUGAUGACAUUAUUAGCUUGGAAUCAAGUUACAAUGAUGAUAUCCUGGGACUUAUGGACCCUGGUCUUCAAAUGACCAAUACGCUUCCAGUAUCUGCCAACCUUCUUGAAAUGUACGGCAACCAGGGGCUACCCCCACCUGGCCUAGCCAUUAGCAACUCCUGCCCCGCUAACCUAAACAACAUCAAAAGGGAAUUCUCAGUUAACCCAGCUCCUGCCAUGAUGCACGUUCUGGACAAGCCUGGAUCCUGUGGCAAGUUUGAAAACUAUCAAAGGCCUGAAGGGUUUCCCGUAGAAGCUGAAGUCAGAGCUCUUGCCAAGGAGAGGCAGAAGAAAGACAACCACAACUUAAUUGAGAGGAGGCGACGGUUUAACAUCAAUGACCGCAUCAAAGAACUGGGAACCUUGAUUCCAAAAUCAAAUGAUCCGGACAUGAGGUGGAACAAGGGAACCAUUUUGAAGGCCUCUGUAGACUACAUCAGGAAGCUUCAGCGCGAGCAGCAGAGAGCCAAGGAGCUGGAGAACAGGCAGAAGAGACUGGAGCAUGCUAACAGGCACCUGAUGCUGCGGAUACAGGAGCUGGAGAUGCAGGCUCGGGCUCACGGACUGGCGGUGGUGGCCUCCUCCGCGCUCUGCUCCUCAGAACUGGCUGCUCGAGCCAUCAAGCAGGAGCCCGUCCUGGGAGACUGCAACCAGGACCUGUACCCGCACCAGCACCACUCGGCAUCGGACCUGUCCCGGCCAACCACGCUGGACCUCUCCGACGGAACCAUCAGCUUCAGCGACGGGAACGGCAGCGCCGGCGACUCCGGGGCCUACAGCACCCCUUCCAAAGUGGCCUCCAAACUGGAGGACAUGCUGAUGGACAACACCCUGUCGCCCGUCCAGGCCAGCGACCCCCUGCUGGGCUCCAUCUCCCAGGGCAACUCCAGCGACAGCAGCCGGCGGAGCAGCAUAAGCAUGGAGGAGAACGAUCGCGGGUGUUAGCGCUACCCACUAGCUCAAACUCUACUAACAUUUUACACCGUAACACCUCUGCUGCAGCGCCCUCUGCUGGUGGCAGGUAACAUCACUCCCGUGAAAUAUAUUGUCGACAAUUAUUGCAAAAAUGUCUUCCACACUCCAAGUUGAAGGUUACAGACAGUGGUGUUUUAUGCAAAUAUUUUUUACUUUACCCUUUUUAUGUUCGGGGGGGUGGGGUGGGGGAUCUGGUUUUCUUUGUUAUGCAAUCUAGUUUGGCUGUGUAACAAACUCAGUCAAGAUAUCUAAAGGAGUACUAUAUUGUCCGUAACUGAAAUGCUGACAAAGGACAAAAAUCUAACAGAAGCCUCACUUUUCAGCAAAAAAAAAAAAAAAGAAAACUCAUUAUAUCAUCCUAAGUUAUUUCUCCUAUAUAUUUUUUUAACUUAUUUGCUGUCACAAAACAAGACCACUGCACAUAUUGAUGGAAUGACUGAAUAUGACCAUAAAAGCACAACAUACAAUAGAACCAUUAUGUGCAGAAAUGCUAUUUUAAAAAAUAGAUGUUGCUUAUAUUUUUUAUUGAUUCCCAAUUCUAACCUCUUGGAAUUAGCAGUAUGUUCAUAAACAAUUAUUAUAACAAAGAUAACCUCUAUAUGCAGAUAUUGCCUUUGUUGAAUGUAAAUCUGUUCCAGAAGGUAUAUACAAUGCCUGCUAUUAAACACAUACUUACUAUUGAACUAAUUGUUCAUUUGAUCAAAACGUGCAGUACUUAAACAACAUAGAUAUUUAAUUAUGUACGGUUUGAUUAUGAAAUGUGAUUAUAACAUUUAGAAAGUGACCUUAGUUUUUUUUUUUAACUGCCAUUGAUAUUACUAAAAUUCUUUGGGGAGAAAAAACCCCUGCAAUGAUCACCAAAAAUAACUGGACUGAAAGUCAUUGUGCAUGUAUGCGCUUGUUACGUUCACAGUACUAUGUGAACAUCCCGCUGGGGGUGCAAAAGUGUAGAUCUUACAGCUACAUGAUUCCUGCAAAGAUCUGUUAGAUUUAUUUCAUUUGAACUGAAUCUACAUUCAAGUAUUCUUUCCAAAAUGAGCUCCCUGUGACCUCCCAGAAAAUGGCUACCAUGCCAUUCAGAACUUUUGUCUUGCGUAUUUAUAAAAUAAACUCAGUAGUAAAAAAAUUGACAUGCUAUUUGCCCCCACAACUGCUGCCCCUCAUUAUACACUUUAUGGAUGGUCUUUGUGAGCCUCAGGGGACCUCAGUCAUACAGGCCAAAGGUCAAAGGUCACUCGUUUUGUUACUUCUGUUUUAGCAAAUUGAAUAUUUCCAUCCUGUACUGCACAAAGCGCUUCAGGAGCUUCCAUGUGCACAGAUCCUUCAAACUGUUCCUUUUAAGUCAUUGUCAAAUAGGAAAUAUAUUUCUCUUUAGUUAAUCUGAAAAAAAAAACUGCACACGGUUACAUAUAGCAUAAUCUAAGGAUCUUGUAUAUUCUAUAUGAUUCUAUAUAACAAAAUGAAACUUGUUCAACAGAGCUGCCUCUGAGGGUGGAUGAAAAUGAACUCUUUCACAUUCUAGCGUAGCUCUCAUGACUGUACACCCAUAAGAUGGAGCCGUGGGGGGUUGUAGCUUCUUUCAGGCUCCAGCUCUUGGUCUUGACUGUCUCUGCACAUCACAAGAUGCUGCACUGCUAUUGGUUGAUGUAUUUCUGUGAUUUUAUUUGGCGUGCCCUGCUUUCAUUUUCUUGCAUGAGGUAGACCUACGGGUUAGCUGUUGCUCUGCAGACGUCCUUUACAACAUGUGUCAUGUUCUCUUGAAAGGAGGAAGCAAUACUCUGCAAAACUCUGGAAUCCCCAAGUCUGCCAUUCCAUUACUUGCUAUUUCAAAGGAUCUGUUGACUUAUAUUGCUGUAUUUGAGACUCUUAUUUUGUCUUUUAAUCAUGGAAAUAAUACCUCCUGCGAUGCUCAUUAACUCAAGAACUCCAUCUAAGGAAAGGAAAACUUCUUUCGUUGAUCUCUUCCUAACAUUUAAAUUAUUUCACGUUGUUGCACGGUGCUUUGUUUGGCAUUCCUUGCCCUCUGCCAUUGUGUUUAACGGUAGUAUUUAGGAUAUGUAUUCUUUUAUUUUAUUUUUUAAACUGUACGAGUGUUUAUAUUGUUCUGGACUAUAGGGAGACUUGUGGAUUUAAAUGUAAGAUAUUUGCAUUAGUGUUAACACUGGAAGGAAUGUUAAUUCAAGGACUGAAACAGAGAUUGGUAGACAACGUUUUGAAUAUUCUAACAAUCAUACUUAGAGUAUAUAUGUAUACAUGGUAUUGUAUGACUGAUUGUAGUUAAAUAAGUAACUAAGGCUUGAUUGCUAUAUUUCUACUGUUUAAUGUUGUUCAAGUGUAGCAAAGUAUUUAGAACUAUGCCUUCAUGACAGUAACUGUUAAAAUGUUGGAUAUAUUGGUUAGCUCUAUAUUGCAGUUUGAGGUGAAAAAGUCUCUCCAGAUAACUGUUACCUAAUAGGUGUCCUUUUUACCAAAUGACAUUGUUGUGAACGUAGUUUCGAUGCAUUAUCUACAGAACUGUAGAACUAUGCAAUUAAGAUACCGUAUUUGUAUUUGAAUAUUUAUCGUGCCUGUGUUUUACAAAGACAUUGAGAUGCCAUGCUGGAGAGUCGGAUUUUUGUGUAUACUGAAUAAUGUGAUGAAAACGACUGAGAGAGUUAGUUCAGAAUGAAGUGCCUUACAUUUCAGAAGUAGGUCUUUUUAUCUUGCACUGACUGAAGAAGUAUAGGCUUUUGUGAUGAGGAGUUCUGGUUGGUGUACUGCUCUUGCUGAUGGAUGCAGAUUGGACAGUUGUGGUGACUUUUAACCAGUCAGAUGAUUGUCGGCACGGCAGUCAGCUGAACGGCUAUGUAAUGCAAGGGAGAAAGGGACCACGCACCUUGCAGUGGUGGAAGUAGGUUCCCUUUCUACACAACACUUUUCAGUGCAUGAAAAGGUUUAAUGUGGCUUAAUCUGUAGCAAUACCCAUUAGUGUUGUCUCCCAUGACCACUGCGUUUGAGAACACUGAAAGAUACCUCUCACGAAUGUCAGUCAGGCUCCAAUAGCACGCUGGUCUCAACAUAGCCUUCAGCAUAGCCUUAAAAUACAACUAUUAAAUAAAACUAUAUAAUCUGUACAUUCACUCUUUCUCAAAGAGUGUUUCUUUUUGUCUGAAUGUGAUCUUAUAUGGACUGCCAAAACUUGUUGCCAAAAUAAAUGUGACCGAGGUGUGUAAUGCAAUAGACUACUUUAUUGAAAUAUGUAUUUUUUUUUUUUGUUUCUAGCAGAUGAUGUUACUGUUUCUUCAGGCCAUAUUGUCCAAAGUACAGUACAAAAGCAAUAGUUUCAAAGUGGUUGCAAUCAGAGACCAUGGGUAAAGCACAAAGGAUAUGCACUUACAGGGAUGUUCUCAAAAUAAACCAUGCACUGGAGCAAUGCCCUCUUGGACCCAGCACACGUCAGCCUGACGUUCACCCACCAGGUGGCGCUCACAUACGGUCUCUCUGGAGACCCCUUGGUACUGUAAGGUGAUCGAUGCCUGCAUGACCCUGAUCCAUGUCAGAUACAGAUCAGAGAUAACGCUGUUUUCUUUGAAAGUGAAUGUGGAAACAUUGUCAUGAUAGACACAUUAAAGUACAUGGUUUUCACA